CUCAUUUCUCUGAAACAAAACCAUUAUUGUCUCCCAACUUACUUUUACUGAUGACUAUACAGUGCAUUGCUAGACUAAGAUCACGCCGGGUGGUUCAAGACCAACCGGAAGGUUCAGGCACGGCGGAGGCGGGUGGUGGUUGUUGUUGGGCUGACUUGCCUCAAGAAUUGCUAAGGGAGGUCUUGUUAAGGAUUGAAGACUCCGAAACUCGUUGGCCUCAGAGGAGAAACGUCGUCGCCUGCGGCGGCGUUUGUAAGACUUGGAGAUUCGCCAUUAAAGAGAUUGUUCAAGUUCCUCAAAUUUCUGGAAAACUAACUUUUCCCAUCUCUGUUAAACAGCCUGGUCCAAAGGAUAGUCUCCUCCAAUGCUUUAUAAAACGGAACCGAUCAGCGCAUACUUAUUACCUUUACCUCGGUUUAACUAAUGCGCUAACCGAUGACGGAAAGUUCCUUCUUGCUGCUCGCAAAUGGAGGCGUCCAACAUGCACUGAUUAUAUCAUCUCACUGCGCCCGGAGGAUAUUUCUAAGGGGAGCAGUACCUAUGUUGGGAAAUUAAGAUCCAAUUUUCUAGGGACGAAGUUCAGUGUUGUGGAUGGGCAGCCUCUUCAUGCUGUCUCGAAGUUGACUAAAAGUCAAUCGACUAGGUUAGCAAAUUCGAAACAAGUUUCACCUAGAGUCCCUUUCAGAAACUACCCCACGGUGCACAUUUCAUAUGAAUUGAACAUGUUAGGUUCACGGGGUCCAAGGAGAAUGCAGUGUAUUAUGGAUACAAUCCCAGCAACUUCGAUAAAACAAGGAGGAUUAGCACCCACCCCGACUGAAUUUUCCCUCAGCGAUGUCCACAUAUUUCCAUCAAUUCCGAUCUCCAAUUCAAAAUCGGCAAGCAUGGAGAACUUUCUAUCCAAACCUUUCUCUGGCCAGAAGGAUGGAGGUGCCCUGGCAUUGAGAAACAAGUCUCCGAGAUGGCACGAGCAGCUUCAGUGUUGGUGCUUGAAUUUUCAUGGACGAGUGACGGUCGCUUCAGUGAAGAACUUUCAACUCGUGGCUUCUCCCGAUAAUGGACCGGCCGGGCUAGAACAUGAGAAGAUUAUCCUCCAGUUUGGAAAAGUUGGGAAAGAUUUGUUCACUAUGGACUACCGGUAUCCGAUUUCUGCGUUCCAAGCGUUUGCCAUCUGUCUCAGCAGUUUCGACACCAAGAUUGCUUGCGAAUAAAUGAUACAUGAUCAAGAAUCGUAAACAGGUUUGCAUGUAAUUAUCAAAAAGAAUAAAAGUUUCCUUCAUUGCCUGCAUAACUUAUCAUCUUCUAUCUCUACUGUUUUUAGUACAUCUCAAUGUGUAUAAUU
Molecule: messenger RNA, 1342 nt
Organism: Hibiscus syriacus
Lineage: Eukaryota; Viridiplantae; Streptophyta; Magnoliopsida; Malvales; Malvaceae
Product: tubby-like F-box protein 3
Exons: 5
Coding region: 51-1211 (386 amino acids)
Molecular function (GO): protein binding
Source: RefSeq, a predicted model, not a curated record